CAGGCAGCUCAGCAUUUCUCUGGUCACCAAAGGAAGGCAUUGCACUUUCUCAGAUGCUGAAUUAACUCUGUUGGAUCAACUCUAUUGACUGGAAGCAUCCCAUAGAACGUGCACACACAGCCACAGCUGCAUCUCCUUUUUAUGAAAUACUUUUCCUGACAGGCUUUUCCUAUCCUUGGACAGAAAUGGAAGCACAGCAGAGCAAGCUGGAUUUUUUCCACAAGCUGGGCUACGGCAAGGAGGAAGUGUGCCAAGUGCUGGAGAAGCUAGGCCAGGAAGCCUCAGAGAAUGAUUUACUACAAGAGCUGAUUCAGAUGGGGACUAGGUCCCAAGGGCCCGAGAACUGGACACAACGUUUUCACCUCAGUCCUGCGGCCCACGGAGCAGGCAGGGCCUUGCAAGUUUCCCAGUGGUCUAACGAGGAAGCAGAUGAUCCCUCCAGUAAUUUGAGACCGAUUGUGAUUGACGGCAGCAAUGUUGCAAUGAGCCAUGGAAAUAAAGAAGUGUUUUCAUGCUUGGGAAUUCAGCUGGUGGUGGACUGGUUCAAAAACAGAGGUCACCAAUAUAUCAAAGCCUUUGUCCCAUCUUGGAGAAAAGAACCAAGCCGAUUUGAUACCCCUAUUACAGACCAGCAUGUCCUUGAAAAGCUUGCAAAGGAAACAAUUCUCGUGUAUACACCAUCCCGCAAAAUGAAGGGCAAAAGGCUGGUGUGCUAUGAUGAUCGCUACAUUGUUAAACUAGCCUAUGAACAGGAUGGGGUCAUUGUUUCCAAUGACAACUUCCGGGACUUGCAGAAUGAGAAUCCUGAGUGGAAAUGGUUCAUCGAGCAGCGACUACUGAUGUAUUCUUUUGUCAAUGACAAAUUUAUGCCUCCUGAUGAUCCUUUAGGCCGACAUGGACCCCCUCUUGACAGUUUUCUCAGCAAAAAGCCACUUCUUCCUGAACCAAAAUGGCAGCUCUGCCCUUAUGACAAAAAAUGCACUUAUGGCAUCAAGUGCAAAUUUUACCACCCAGAGAGACUGAACUGGGACCAUCUCUCUGUAGCUGAUGAGCUCCGAGCUAAGACAAAGCCCUACCCACUUACUCAGAAGAUAGAGGACGAGAAGAUGACAACAAACUUCAUAAAGAACAAGGGUGGGAAUACAACAGGAUUAGCUGGUCCUAAAGGUGGUGGUGUCAUUGGCAGCAGGGGCAGCUCAGCAGUGUUUCACACUAAUCCCCCAAAGCGGGAAGGGGAAGAUAUCAGGGGUUCAGCAAGUGACUGGCCAAGCAUACAUCAAAGUAACCAACAACCUGAACUGACUAUAUUACAAGGUCAGGCAAGCCAUGCAGAGGCUGUGUCAAAGCAACUCACUGCACUCUCUCUCAGAGCCAGGACCCAUUCUGAAAAUACUCUUGCAGGUCCUGGUAAAUAUGAAGACCUAGUGGGUGCUCCACGUAAGGAUCGUUAUAUCCAAUACAACCAGAGUGUGCCUCUGUUUCAUCAUGGCCUGUGCUGGGACUGCCCAUGUUUACAAGUAUGUAAUUUCCAAGGAUGUUACAGGAUGCAAACACCAGCAGUACAGACAUCACCAAUACCUCCUUGUUCGGUGAGGCAGGGCUUGAAGGCCCAACCCAAAGGACAACACUACGCUAUAGCUUCUUCAGCUGAGUCAUUUCCAUACUGCAAGGGAGAUAUGCAAUAUUCUGGAAAUUUGCAGGCCGAGUCAUGUAACCAGGCACUUCAAUUGGAUUUCAGUUCAUUUGGAGCAGUAGAUCAUUACACCCAUCCUUCUGGUGCUGAGUUCCAGCAGAAUGUGGCUCUGAACCCACUUUCUGGAAAGCAAGCCAAUACUCAGCAAACUUUGUGCUUCGGCUUCCCAUACAGGGAGGCAGACCAAGCUGUAUCAUCUUCCUAUCCUGAUGUUAUAGACAUGAGAAAUUCAAUGCCAGUAGUUCAAAGGCACGGGAAUGUACAUAGAAGAUCCCCCAACAGAAAGCCAUGGUAGGGAGAGAAAUUUGGACAUGUCUUAUUAUAAGACUCCAACUCCACUGUACAUACAACUGGUACAAGUCACUUGAUGGGAAGAACAGCAGCAUUGAUAUAGUAAACUUGACUUGAGCUUUAAUUGUAUUCACUCCUUCUUUCCCACCCACCCACCCCCAGUUUGUCCCUUCUGAACUGCUGUCCUGACUGUCAAUCUAUCAAACCAAUUUGAAUUCUCCUCUAGAUCUUUCUUGCAUGGCCACUCUUCCUAAAAGUCUUUCUUCAACCACCACAGC
This is a messenger RNA of Elgaria multicarinata webbii, 2262 nucleotides long. RefSeq names its product zinc finger CCCH-type containing 12D (gene ZC3H12D). The transcript has 6 exons. Lineage: Eukaryota; Metazoa; Chordata; Lepidosauria; Squamata; Anguidae. Bases 186 to 1988 code for a protein of 600 amino acids. The record is from RefSeq and is a predicted model, not a curated record. Gene Ontology annotation, molecular function: metal ion binding; RNA endonuclease activity; mRNA binding. Gene Ontology annotation, cellular component: cytoplasmic ribonucleoprotein granule; nucleus.